Messenger RNA from Trichoderma breve, 591 nucleotides. RefSeq names its product mitochondrial ATP synthase g subunit domain-containing protein. Lineage: Eukaryota; Fungi; Ascomycota; Sordariomycetes; Hypocreales; Hypocreaceae. Bases 1 to 591 code for a protein of 196 amino acids. Gene Ontology annotation, molecular function: proton transmembrane transporter activity. The record is from RefSeq and is a predicted model, not a curated record. The transcript is spliced from 3 exons. Gene Ontology annotation, biological process: proton motive force-driven ATP synthesis.
AUGGCCCCCUCAUCGCUUGCUCGCCCCAUGCUCCGCUCGCCGGCCCUGCGCCAGCUUGCCUUCCGCCGCUUCGAGAGCUCCGCCGCCAGCAAGGCCACCGACGCCGCCAAAGAUGCUGCCGGCAAGGCCAAGGAGUACCAGGCAAAGGCUGCGCAGGGGCUGUCGCGCGUCGCGGGUGCCGCUGGCCCUGCCAUUGCCGGAGCUGCUCGUGGCCUCACCAGCGCGCUCGGCAAGGUCGGUGGACGCACUGGCAAGCUCAUCAGCUUCGUUGAGAAGCAAACCCCUCAGGCCGUCUACUACGGCAAGGUUGCCGUCGAGACUAGCAAGAUUGUCUUCCACGCCCAGAAGAUGAGCCCUCCUUCCGUUGCCACCUUCCAGAACUUCUACCAGUCCCUGUGGAAGUCUAUCCAGAGCGGCGCUAUCCUCAAGUCUCCCCAGAACCUUCUCCAGCAGGCCCGCAGCCUGACUCCUGGCCAGCUGGUUGCUGGUGGUGUCAUCUUCGCCGAGUGCCUGGGUUUCUUCACCGUUGGUGAGAUGAUUGGCCGAUUCAAGCUGAUUGGCUACCGCGGAGAGACCGCUUCGCACCACUAA